AUGGACUCCCAUGAGAAGAUCCACAUCGAGAAGCUGAAGGGUGCAGAAAACUACCAGACUUGGAAGGUUCUGAUUCAGCUGUUGCUGACUGAGAAGGGACUCAGGAAGACCAUAGAUCCUGAGAGCAGGUCAACCGAAGAAAUGGCAGCAAGAACUCCAGCAGUGAAGGCGAAGGAGGAAGAAGAUCAGUCCAAGGCUCUUGCAGCAAUUGGUCUUCGAGUCUCUCCAGAGUUCCUUGGAAUCAUCACUGAUUCAAAUGGUUCUGCAAGGGCUGCCUGGCAGGAAUUCUCAAGGAUGUUCCAGUCUGUGACAAAUGCGAGGAAGAUGAUGCUCAGAGAAAAGCUGGCCUCGCUGAGAAUGGAACAAGGAGAAUCUGCAGCCAAAAAGCAGGAUUCAGGCGAAGGGAGAAACGGAGGGAACAGAAACAAGGGGAUGAAGAAGUCAAUGGUUUUUGCCUGUCCUCCUGGAUCAAGCCUCGAAGACUUCUGGAUUCUGGAUUCUGGUGCUAGUGCACACCUCUGCUGUCAAAAGGAGAUGUUCUCAGAGAUGAGAGAACUGAGAGAGGGCGAAGCAGAGGAGAUCCACGGGGUUGGUGAUUCUGUCAGAGUGGAAGGCAUUGGGAAGGUGCCUCUGAUCUGCAAGACCGAAGAAGGGGAGAUGACCGAAGUGAUUCUCGAAGAAGUCAAGUUCGCUCCUCAAGCUCAGGUCAACUUGGCAGCUCUCAGCAAGUUCCUCAACAAAGGAGCCACUCUGCACAGUGAGAAGAGCGAAGUCUGCCUGAGAAUGGAGGGAGAGAAGUUCCUCGAGGCGAGCAGUCACGAAGGGGUGUCGGUCAUCAGAACGGUUUCGCGGAAACCUCUGGCCUUUGCGGUUAACCAAGGAGACAAAGGCAGACUCUGGCAUAGGAGGUUUGGACAUGCGAGCUGCGAAACCCUGGCCAAAAUGGCGCAAGAUUCUCUCGUCGAAGGCCUCCCCUCUGCAGCAGUCCUGAGGAAAGCCGGAGAAACCCUCUGUGAAGAUUGUGUCUUCGCCAAGCAAACCCGGAAACCCUUUCACCCCAGCAACCGGCAGAGCGAAAACCCCCUCGACCUAGUUCAUACGGAUCUCUGUGGCCCUAUGCAUACGAAGUCAGCCGGGGGCGCUCGGUACGUUGUCACGUUCAUCGACGACUACAGCCGGUGCGGGACCGUGCAGCUACUGAAGACCAAGGACCAGGCAAAGCAGGCCCUGGAAGCCUACGUGAGCUGCGUGGAAACUCAACUGGGGCGGAAAGUGAAGAAGAUACAGAGCGAUCGGGGUGGCGAGUACUGGAACUCGGAAGUGACGGAGUUUUGCGCGCGCAAGGGGAUCAUCCACCAGAAAACCAAUCCCUACUCAAGCCCGGAAAACGGGGUAGCGGAACGGUUGAAUAGAACUCUGCUGGACAAGGUGCGCGCCAUGCUUUCUGAGAGCGGACUCGAUCUGAAGUGGUGGGGUGAAGCGGUCUUGACGGCGAGCUACGUGCGGAACCGAACGGCGACGAAGACGCACGGGAAGACCCCCCUAGAGCUGUUCUUCGGACAGAAGCCAAGCGUGAAGGAGCUUCGCGUCUUCGGCUGCAAGGCCUUCGUCCACACCCCUAUUCAGAAGCGGAAGAAGCUCGACCCUGUCGCCAAAACCGGCGUCUUCCUCGGGUACGAACCCGGAACCAAGGGGUAUCGGAUUCUGCUGACGUCAGAUGAGAAGACGGUGACCAUCUCGCGUGACGUCACGUUCGACGAAACAGAACGGAAGGACCCCGAGGGAGCGGAGAUCUGGGAAGAGCCUCUGCAGUCAGUCUCGCCCGAGAAAGUCGAGCCUGAGGGAGAGAUGAGAGCAGAGGCACCGGAAACGGAGAAUCCCCCAGAAGCGGAGCCGGAGAGCGGAACGGAGAAGGAGAACGGAACGGGCGGAUCGAGCGGAACGGAGAAGAACGGAGAGGAAGGAGCGGAACCGGAAGUCACGGGGAAACGGGUGAGAAAGCCAAGUCAGCGGUAUUCCUCGAAGGAGUGGGUUACGGCAAAUCUCGCAAAGGAGACCGCAGAGCCGGUGGAGCCGAAAACCCUCGAGGAAGCACUGAGCAGCCCGGAAGCGGAAUUGUGGCGGGAGGCACUGGAGGAAGAGUUCGCCAGCCUGCAGGAAAACCAGACCUGGGAACUCUGCGACCCUCCCCCCGGCGUGAAACCGAUCCCGUGUAAGUGGGCGUUCAAGCUGAAGAAAGACGAGAACGGAAACGUUGACCGGUUCAAGGCGCGGCUGGUCAUCAAGGGGUUUAAGCAAAAGAAAGGGGUCGACUACGACGAAGUCUUCGCGCCCGUCAGCCGACACGUCACCCUGAGAAGUCUGCUUGCGGUCGCGGCGGCGGAAAACCUGGAGGUGGACCAGCUCGACAUCAAAACCGCCUUCCUGAACGGGGAUCUCGAAGAAGAGAUUUGGAUGGAGCAGCCGGAGUUGUUCGAAACUGGAGAGAAGCAAACGGCGUGCCUGCUCAAGAAGUCCCUCUACGGUCUGAAACAAGCCCCCAGAGCCUGGUACCUAAAGUUGACGUCAGAGAUGCGGAAACUCGGGUUCGAACCCUCGGCAGCGGAUCCGGCUCUGUUCACGAAAGCGGACGGAAACGGAAAGAGAACGUUCGUUGCGGUGUGGGUGGACGAUUCGCUGGUGGUCGGGGAAAAGCUGGCGGUGGCGGAAGUGAAGGAGGCGCUCGGGAAGAUCUUCACCGUGCGAGACCUAGGACCGGUGAGAUACUUCCUGGGGAUGGAAGUUGCGCGCGAUCGGGUUAAGAGGACGGUCAAGCUAACCCAACGGAGAGCGGCGCUAGAUCUGCUGAGCGAGCACGGCAUGGAGGCGACGCGGGCGCGGCGCGUGCCGCUGAACCCGGGGGAGAAGAUCCUGAAGCAGGGAGAGCCGCUCAACGUUGAGAAGUUUCCGUACUCAAGCCUGGUCGGAAGCCUCCUGUACCUGGCCAACUGUACGAGACCGGACCUCGCCCAAGUGACCGGUUCCCUAGCCCGGUUCAUGAGCUGCCCAACGGAAGAUCACUGGCGUCUGGCGAGAAACGUGCUGAGCUACUUAGCCGGAACCAGUAACGAGGGGCUAACCUACGGGGCGGAAUCACUUGAGUUUGUGGGUUUCUGUGAUGCAAACCACGGCGGAGAUCCGGAAACGCGGCGCAGCACCACCGGGUACGUGUUUCUGCUCGGGGGCGCGGCAGUCAGUUGGGCUAGCAAACUGCAACCCACGGUGGCGUACAGCACAGUCGAAGCAGAAUACAUGGCGGCGGCGUAUGCGGCAAAAGAGGGGCUGUGGAUUCGGAAGCUGGCGGCAGACCUAGGGGUCGAGUGCAAACGGAUGACGAUUCUGAGCGACAACCAAGGCGCGCUGCAGCUGAUCAAACAUCCGAUCACGUCCCAAAGGAGCAAGCACAUUGACAUAAGCCACCAUUUCGUGCGCGAGCGAGUGAUCCGGGGAGAGCUGCACUACGACUACUGCUGCACGUCCAAGAUGCCCGCGGACUUCCUCACCAAGGCGCUGACAUCAUCCAAGUUCGAGUUGUGCAAAGAGAUGAUAGGCAUGCAGUGA
This is a messenger RNA of Klebsormidium nitens, 3600 nucleotides long. NCBI's taxonomy places the organism in Eukaryota, Viridiplantae, Streptophyta, Klebsormidiophyceae, Klebsormidiales, Klebsormidiaceae. The record is from the annotation of a GenBank genome assembly.